This is a messenger RNA of Aedes albopictus (Asian tiger mosquito), 2652 nucleotides long. It is a transcript of the gene kappaB-Ras, whose product is annotated as NF-kappa-B inhibitor-interacting Ras-like protein. Bases 153 to 815 code for a protein of 220 amino acids. The transcript has 3 exons. The record is from RefSeq and is a predicted model, not a curated record. NCBI's taxonomy places the organism in Eukaryota, Metazoa, Arthropoda, Insecta, Diptera, Culicidae. Gene Ontology annotation, biological process: canonical NF-kappaB signal transduction; Ral protein signal transduction. Gene Ontology annotation, molecular function: GTP binding; GTPase activating protein binding; GTPase activity.
AAAAUUCAGUCAGCCUACAGCAGCAGUUUACGCAGUUUACGGGUUUCCCAAGCGCUUUCGCUCUUUAGUCACGAUAAUAUUGCACCAAAAAUCUAACCGAAAGUCAUGAUAAGUUUAUAACUUGCUGCUCAAACGAAUCCAAUCCGGGCAAAAUGUUGACCUCAAAGAUAAGUAAAGUGGGUAAGGUGGUAAUUUGCGGCGCCAAGGGCGUCGGAAAGACCGCCAUUCUGGAGCAACUGAUCUACGGCAAUGUUACCAUCGAGUCGGAAAUUCACAGCACAAUUGAGGACACCUAUGUGGCCAGUGUGGAUACCGGAAAGGGCAGCCGAGAUACGCUGCGAAUCUACGACACUGCUGGACUGCAGGGAAGUGUGCAACUGCCGAGACACUACCUAGCUUACCCGGAUGCCUUUAUUCUAGUAUACGACCCAAGUGACCCGUCCAGCUUGGAUAUGCUGGGUGGGAUCAAGGGUGAUAUCGAUAAGUAUAAGGAUAAGAAAGAGAUAUUUAUCAUUGUGAUAGCAAAUAUGCGAUCUCGACAGACUCGAUCGGCUGGAUCGUCGCCGAUCAAUUCCUCCCAGCAGCAGCUUCAUCAUCAGCUGAACAACGAUGCAAUCGAAUCGAACCUGACGCGGGCCAACAAUUGGUGCGCUCGGGAGCGGAUCAAACACUACACUGUCAAUGCAAUGGAACGAGCUUCACUGUACGAACCGUUUGUCCAGCUGGCGAGCCGGCUGUAUCCUCCUCAGACGAAGAGUAGCUUUCCGCAGCUUCGUCAGCUGACGCAGAAAACCUCCAAAGUGGACAACAGUUAGUUUAAUCAAUGGGCCAAGGGGAGGGUAUUUUUGUACUAGGUACCAAAAAUUAUUGCUCGAACCAGAGCCAGAGUUAAGAUUGCUUUGGUUCUGACAUAUUCAAAAAUGAAACGAUUGGAAGGAACUAAAAGUGCUCAACAGUGCUUUUCGAAGAGGUAGUAUCGAAAAAUCAAAUAUGUAUGUGCUGUCCGGUAGUUUUUACUCGGGUUUUCCAAUGAAGUUCUAGAAUUAAUCUUACAGACAUUUAUCCAAAGGUUUAAACGGAAUUCUAUCGGGUAUUUUCCUAGAGAUUUGAAAAGGAAUCCUUAAAACAUUUAAGGUUUUCUUAGAUACUUUUACGAGAUUAUCCAAAAGUAUCUCAAGGAAUUCUUUCAAGUUCCAUCAAGAAGCUCUUCUUAGAAUAACUUGCAAGGAGUUUUUUUUUUCAGUAAUUUACACAGACACUCCUACAAGAGUUUUUCUGUAAAGUCCUAAAGUUCUUCCAAAUGGUUCUCCAGGGGCUGUUCAAAGAUAUACCUGCAUGAUUUUUCCUAGUAGAGUCCCUUCAGGGUAUCGUCCGGACGUUCCAUUUCUUCUAAGAUAUAUCAAAAAGUUCUGUGCCGAUUUCUAGGAAAAUUUAACAAUUUAAUCCAGGAGUUUAUCAGGGAUAUCAGGGAAUGUUUAGAAUUCCUCUAAAAAUCUUGUAGGGAAUCCUCCCAGAGCUUCUAAACAAUUAUCUAAGGUAACCUUCCAAACUUUCUGCAGGAAAAGAAAUCCUUCAUGAAACAUUGUAUGUAUUCAUAACAAGGUGAAGAAGUCCUGAAAGAUUUCACUGUAUUUCCUCAAAUAAUAGAGGAAAUCCUUAAGAACUUGAGGAAUUCGCGAAGGAACUCGGACUGAAUUUUCAGAAUUACACGCUUGGCGGAGUUAUUGAAGGAAUAAUUACUAAAGGAAUUCCAGGCAGUGACGUAGCCAGAAGUUUACUUUGAGAGGGGUUUUCAACGAUCAAAAACUCCUUGAGAAAUUUUUGGAGGUAUUUCUAGAGAAAUUCUGGAAGAAACUCCUCAAGAAACUUUAGCAGCAAUUCCUUGGAGAACUAUCCACAGAAACUCCAGGAGACAUUGACGCAUUAGUUAAUGGAUGAAAUUUAGUAGGUAGUCUUCGGAUAUGUCUUUUCUCACUAAGAAAAUAAAUCAACAGAUUUUUGAAUCAAUAACUUGCAAACAAGUACAUAGUAUUUAAGGUGAAACAUCAAGAAAAUCCUUUGAAAUUUUGCAUACAAACUUUAAAGACACAAAUCUGCCGAAUGAAUCAUCGAAUCAAGCCGUACUUGUUUAUCCCGGCUUUGCUCACUUGCAAAAAGAGGCAGCUUUUCCAAAUCAAGAGCAUUUGUUUACGAUUUUUUAAGAUUGGUGCUCUUGAAAACGUGAGUAGGAGACCAAGUCGGCCAUUAUGGCAGCCAUGUUUGUAUUCUUUGAUGUUUCUCCUUAAACUCUUGUAAAUCUAAAACGAGUCCCACAACUCGAGAAAUUGACUGAAGAGCACCGAUACUACCGAACUUCGAAGCACCGUUGAACUCACUCUUAGUGACUGUACGUUGCAAUUAUUAUCAUUACUAGACUAUCAUUAUUAUUUUUUCCUUUUCUGUUCAGGGAACCCGUUAGACUGCACUCAAUUUUUAGAAUAAUUGAACAAUGUAUAUUUAAGAAGUAAAUGCACCAUUGGUCAUUUUUCGCGCGUUAGGUUUAUUUCUAGCUCUUAAGUAUCGCACCCAGUUCUAUAAAGCGCCUCUGCUUCCUAGUAGUCAUCUAUCGAAACGUGUAUCUCCUGAAAACGUACUUACUAGUGUAAGAAUAUA